UUAUUGGUAAGACAUUAAGAACUCUUGAGCACUAAAAACAUGUUAAAAAUAUUCAUAUAUGAGAAUGAAAUGAACAAAUGAAUUACAAAAGAUUAUAUACACUUCUGCUUAUACAUUUGCCAAACAAAACAAAAACUCAAAUUACAUAAAAAACCUUAUGCAUAUGUAUGUUUGUAAACAUGUUCAAGAAAAUCGAACAACACGGUCAUGUCUAUACAACAAAACACACGAGACGGCCGAUAUGAUCGCCGGAACGAGAAGUAAAAGACGGUGUCCUUGUCCCAUGAAGACUUCUGAAUCAUCUGACCUUUCUUCGAAAAUGGUCUCUAGUGUUGGAAUCAUUGAACAUCCCCGGCGAAAAAUCAUGGCCGCGGGCGCUAUCUCAGCUCCUGAUAAAGAUAUCCUUCUUCCGAAUUCUGAUCUGACCAUGAUAGCUCGAUACUUUCAAGAUUUUCUUGUUCUUGAAAAUGUUUGAAGAGAAAAGUCGUGAAUAAAAAAGUGUUUUGG
This is a messenger RNA of Eruca vesicaria subsp. sativa (arugula), 507 nucleotides long. Lineage: Eukaryota; Viridiplantae; Streptophyta; Magnoliopsida; Brassicales; Brassicaceae. The record is from the annotation of a GenBank genome assembly.